Syzygium oleosum is the source of this 1589-nucleotide messenger RNA. RefSeq names its product polygalacturonase 1 beta-like protein 2. The coding region runs from base 75 to 1226 and encodes 383 amino acids. The record is from RefSeq and is a predicted model, not a curated record. The transcript has 2 exons. Lineage: Eukaryota; Viridiplantae; Streptophyta; Magnoliopsida; Myrtales; Myrtaceae.
CUAUAAAUUUCUGGCUCAAUCGACCAAACCCUACGACAAUCAUCAGCAUUUCCGCCCCCUGAUUGAACAAAUACAUGUGCAACAGUUUCAGCACAAUGGCUCUCCCCUCCCUCUUCCUCCUCCUCCUCCUGGUCUCUUCUCUCCAUGUCCUUACCACCGUCGCUAGAGCCACUCCCGAGUCCGACUCCCUCACCGGCGAGGUUAACUCAAUCUCUCCCAAAGCAUACCUUGUCAGUUACUGGAACAAACAAAUCACCAACAACCUCCCCAUACCACCGGUCCUCUUCUUCAAAGCGUCACCCCUGACCGCCGCAUCCGCGGCCAUCUUCACCCAACUCGUCGCUAAAGGCGCCAUCUCCGAUCACCUCCUAUCUUUCUGUGAGGAGGCAGAACUGCUUUGCUUCCUAAACUCAUCAUUCAAUGGUGUCGCAGUAACAGACACAGUCACCAACCACAGCAACGAGGAGCCUACCCAUAGUGUGAACGCCUUUAUAAAGUAUUACCGCGUUAAUGUCGAUACUACGGCGAAAACUGAUGACAAGAACGUAAAUAGGGGCAUGGAGCCAGGCCUGUACUUCCGAGAGUCAAUGCUGAAGAGCGGGAACGUGAUGUCGAUGCCCGAUCUUUGGGACAACAUGCCCAAAAGGUCAUUUUUGCCCCGCAGCAUAUCCUCCAAACUACCGUUCUCAACAUCAAAGCUCGCUGAGCUGAAGCAAAUAUUCCAUUUCGGUGAGAAUUCCACUGUGGAGAAGAUCAUGGCGCUCACACUAGGCCAGUGUGAGGUUGCAACGAUCCAAGGCAAAACCAAGAGGUGCGUGGCCUCUAUCGAGGACAUGAUUGACUUCGCCACCUCGAUAUUGGGUCAUGACAUCAUGGUCCGAUCCACGGAGGGCACUGGAGGCUCGAAGCAAGAGGUUUUAAUUGGGCUGAUCAAUAGGAUUGAGGAUGCCGAAGUGAGCAAGUCCAUCAUGGCGUGUCACCAGAAUCUAUUUCCUUACAUGGUCUAUUACUGUCAUUCGUUUCAAAAUGUCCGCGUUUACGAAGCGGACAUACUAGACCCCAAGUCCAAGGCAAAGAUCAACCGCGGCGUCGCCAUCUGUCAUAUGGACACAUCGACCUGGCGGUCUACCCAUGAGGCGUUCCUCGCGCUCGGGUCAGCUCCCGGCCAGAUCGAGGUCUGCCAUUGGACAUUUGAGAGCGGCAUGGUAUGGACAAUUGCCAAGUGAUAACGAAAGAACGAAGUGAGGUCAACACCGAAUAAAUAUGGUUUCGGCCUAGUGGUCAAGAGAGAACUUAGUCUCUAGCUCUCUCCAACCCAAGUCCUCAUAUGCCUUAUAUUAUCACCUAAUAUAGCAUCCGAAUCCGAUAUACACGACCAUGCGUCUGUGUUUGGCGUGUGAAAGUUGUCAUGGUCAGUAAAUCUCGAGCGUUUUAUGAUGUCUUUGUAUUCUCCUAACGCCUAUCUCUCAAUUUGCGCACAAUCCUCCAAAAACUUUCAUGAACUAUGGCCGAGGACCAAUGAGUCCACCACUCACGAGUGAGGAAGUAUUCUGACAACUUAGGAUUGAUGUGAGUCGUUGCCGAUGGGU